AGUAUGGGAGGCACAAUACCGCCUGCUCCAGCCAGUGCCUCCACCGAGGAGACAAGUAAGGGCAAAACAGAGGAACAGCCAGAGGAGCCAGUUAAAUCACCAGAACCAGAAAGUGAAGAGAGCGACUUAGAAAUUGACAAUGAGGGAGUGAUUGAGCCAGACAAUGAAGAACCUCAGGAAAUGGGAGAUGAAAAUGUGGAGGUAACCGAAGAGAUGGUGGAUCAAGCUAAUGAGAAGAAGAUUGAAGCAAUAAAUGCUCUAAGUGAAGGUGAACUUCAGAAGGCUGUUGACUUGUUCACAGAUGCUAUCAAGCUGAAUCCUUGUUUGGCCAUCUUGUAUGCCAAGAGGGCAAGUGUUUUUGUGAAACUACAGAAGCCAAAUGCUGCCAUUAGAGAUUGUGACAGAGCCAUCAAGAUUAAUCCUGACUCGGCGCAGACCUAUAAAUGGAGGGGGAAAGCGCAUAGACUUCUGGGUCACUGGGAGGAGGCUGCUCAUGAUCUUGCGUUAGCUUGUAAACUGGAUUAUGAUGAAGAUGCUAGUGCCAUGCUGAAGGAGGUGCAGCCAAGAGCUCAGAAGAUUGCAGAACAUCGCCGAAAAUACGAGCGGAAGCGUGAAGAAAAGGAAAUCAAGGAGAGAAUGGAAAGAGUGUUUUUUUAGCAUGAGAGAGCACAAAGGGAGGAAGAAGCAAGACGACAGGCAGGAGGAGCUCAGUUUGGUGGUUUCCCAGGUGGAUUCCCAGGUGGGUUUCCUGGGGCUAUGCCUGGAGGUAUGCCGGGAAUGGCAGGUAUGCCAGGUCUGAAUGAGAUUCUCAGUGAUCCAGAAGUCCUUGCAGCCAUGCAGGAUCCAGAAGUUAUGGCUGCAUUCCAAGAUGUUGCCCAGAACCCAGCAAAUAUGUCCAAGUACCAGAACAAUCCCAAGGUCAUGAAUCUCAUCAGUAAAUUGUCUGCCAAAUUUGGCAGUAAACCAUAAAAUCCCUGGUUCUUAAAAAUCAUAUCUGAAUGGGAAGGAUUGGAUUUGGCUAACCAGUGUUGCAAUAAAACAAAACCAUUGUACCUCUGAUCUUCUUAAGAAGAGAAAUGGGGUGUUGGAAGGAGAGCUGCUCUCUAGCCCCAAGUGUUGACUUUAUUCAGUGAUUGGUUUAUAGCAUUCAAAUUAUAUUCAGAUGACAUAGUUUCAACUAUCCCUCCUUGUCCUAGAGUUGCAACCUUUUAUUAUAAGUAUUAUAGACACUUUCUUCUGAAUGAACACUCCUGUAAGAAAUUCUCAUAUUCCAGGAGUGUUAAGAUAAAAACCUGCUGUUGUGUUGUUUUGGAUUU
This is a messenger RNA of Apaloderma vittatum (bar-tailed trogon), 1316 nucleotides long. It is a transcript of the gene ST13, whose product is annotated as suppression of tumorigenicity 13 (colon carcinoma) (Hsp70 interacting protein). The record is from RefSeq and is a predicted model, not a curated record. Lineage: Eukaryota; Metazoa; Chordata; Aves; Trogoniformes; Trogonidae. Gene Ontology annotation, molecular function: Hsp70 protein binding.